UAUAUUUCCUGUUAAAUGUUGUUCUGUGUAAGAUUAACUGACUUUGUUUUUCUUAACUUAGAUCUGAAGAAAACUCUCGCCGUCCUACUAGACAACAUCCUGCAACGCAUUGGGAAGCUUGAGUCUAAAGUGGAGAACCUUGUAAUCAAUGGCACAGGUGCAAACUCCACAAAUAGUACCUCCACUGCUACUCCCAGUUCAGGAGCAGCUGAAAAACUCAAUGUUGCAGAUCUCAUUAAUGGAGCCCAGGAACAGUGUGAAUUGCCUCCCAUGGAUGGCUUCCCCCACUGCGAGGGCAAAAUAAAAUGGAUGAAAGAUAUGUGGCGAUCUGAUCCUUGUUACGCAAGUUACGGUGUGGAUGGAUCCACAUGCUCCUUCUUUAUUUACCUCAGUGAGGUCAGUAAAUUUGUAUUGUGACUGAUAUGUAGAGCUGUUGGAAAAUCCCAAUGACUGACUGGAUUUUAAAAUAAAAUUUCAAGCAUUAAUCGUUUAGCACAAUAAAUAAUAAUUAACGCUAACCACAAUUUAACCUCAUAGGCCCCAUGAUAGUGGGGAGAGGCAAAGUGGCUCGGUCCAGAGUUUUUUAGUAACCUUUAACUGCGAUUUAGAUCGGUGGGCAAAAAAGUAAUUAGUCUUGCCCUUUGAUAUGCACACUGUAUUGUUCUUAUCAUAGUCUGCAUAAUUAUGACCAAUAGGUUUCGUUUUUCCUGCAGUAUGUUACCGUUUGUACUUUAUAACACUUGUAAGAUGGAAAAUGUCCCCCCCCCCUUUAUUUCUCUCUGGUAUAACUCCCUACAUAUUCAAAGUACAGGCUGACUAUGAGUUAUCCUGGGUGAACUCUUAAAUUUUGUUGCACUUUAAAGAUUUGUUCCCUUUUAAGGAAGGUCUUUCCUUAAUAGAAUUUAACUGUCUUUGAAUCAUCAGCAUUUCCUGCUGAUGUAGCUAAUGAAGAACAUAGAAUUCUUCUUUUAAAUUAUUAAAAUGCUAUGUGCAUACUGUGUGUCAUAGUACUUCUCCUCCCCCCAAAAAAAAUGGCAUAUUUAUUCUCUCAGCUUUCAAGAGGUAAUGAAAGGCCAAAACAUAUUCUUAGAGCAAGUUAGCUUGUUAAUAUCUCCCUCACCUCAGGAGGUAUCAUAGUGUUUCCUGGCAUGUGUCAGUGAGUAUUACUGGUAUCUUUUUAUAGACAUGCUAAUU
Molecule: messenger RNA, 1194 nt
Organism: Podarcis muralis (Common wall lizard)
Lineage: Eukaryota; Metazoa; Chordata; Lepidosauria; Squamata; Lacertidae
Source: RefSeq, a predicted model, not a curated record